GUCCGUCCACAAGUUGUACCAACUAAUUUCCUGGUUUAUGGAGAAGUUUUACAAGAGUUUUUGAGUUUGUAAGUUACAGAAGUAAAUAGUUUUUUUACAUUUCAAGGCAACUGAUAUCACAAAUAUUACGUUAGAAGCUGUACAGUGUAUUUGAUCAACAUGCCAUCACGAUUUUAAAUGCGUUUUCGAGCUAUGAAGUUGCAACCGUUGUAAGCCACGGUCAGCGAGGUUGAUCGAUAUGUCUUGGAGUGUAGAAUUAUACACAGGGCUCUGACCGAAAUAAAAAUAUAUUUCCCUGUUGGAACAUUAAUUUUAAUAGACGUUCAAGUGUUUAUCUGGAGAUAUUAAAAACAUGGGAGAUAACGAAUUGUUGACUGGACUGAUGCUAAAGCGGUCACAAAAUAAGAGAGGAUUUGCGCCGAUAAAUUAUAAAAAGAGAAUUUUUUCAUUAACACCCACAUCUCUAAGUUAUUAUGAAGGUUCCAAUGCCAAUAUGGUCAAAGGUCAAAAGAAGGGGAGCGUGGACCUAAAAAAUGUCAAAGUAAUACAAGAAGUUGAUAGUCAAGCAUUCAAUAAACCAUAUGGAGUUCAGAUAUGUCAUGAAGAUUACAAGCUAUAUUUCUUUACAAGUUCAGAGGAGGAACGCGCAGAUUGGAUUGCACAACUUCAAAAACUCUGUCGACGUAAUGAAUGUCUGUUAGAUCGUUAUCACAGCGGAACUUGGGCGUCCAAAUGGACCUGCUGUGAACAAACACACCAAGGAGCCCCAGGAUGCAAGAACUCAUUCAAACACGAUGAUAACGAACCGAUAGUAAACGCAGUAAGGCAAUGUCCUGUUUCAGCACCAGCCCCCGCCCCUGCCACUUCACCGCGCCCUGUACCUCAUCCACCACGUAAACAGAAGACUGUGAUAGCUAAAUUUGAUUAUGAUCCCCUGCAAGAAGCGGACAUAGCCCUUGUGAAAGGCGACGAGUAUGUUAUAUUAGACGACUCAAGAGAAUAUUGGUGGAAGGCCAGGAAUAAGAAUGGAAAAUGUGGCUUUAUUCCAAGUAAUUACGUAGAAGAAAAAUCAAUAUUUUCCACAGGUCUGGAAAGAUAUGACUGGUACAAUGGCAAAUGGAACCGACAACGUACUGAAAUCGAGCUUAAGUCCGAAAGCAAAGAAGGAUGCUUUACGAUCCGUCCCUCAAGUACUAAAGAACUCUACACACUCUCGGUCUUAACUAAAGGAGUUGGUAAUGAAGAUGUUGUCAGGCACUACCAUGUAAAGAGGAACCAAAACAAUUUGUAUUAUAUAUCAGAAAAACAUUGCUUACCCACAAUAGAAGAACUGGUUGAGUACCACAAACACAACGCUGGAGGCUUAGUAACACGAUUAAGAAACCCUCCUGGCUAUAUUCCACCAACAACAGCUGGUCUUGGCGCAGACAAAUGGGAGAUAAAUCCAGCUGAGUUACAAUUGAUGAAAGAGCUUGGGAGUGGUCAGUUUGGUGUUGUACGCCUUGGAAAACUAAGAAACGGUAAAUUCGUCGCUGUGAAAACAAUGAAGGAGGGCAGUAUGUCAGAAGAUGAAUUCAUUGAAGAGGCCCAAGUUAUGAAAGAGUUACAACAUGAAAACCUAGUGCAAUUGUAUGGUGUUUCCAGUCUUACUAGGCCUUUACGCAUCAUUACUGAAUAUAUACCAAAAGGCUGUUUGCUGUUUUAUAUGCGGCGCCACCCCGAGUUAUUAGAUAAAAGUAGUCUUCUAGUGUUCAUGUGUCACCAGGUGGCAGCAGCAAUGAAAUAUUUAGAAUCAAAGAAAUUCAUCCAUAGAGACUUGGCUGCAAGAAACUGUUUGGUAGGUGAGCGUAAUAUUGUAAAAGUUGCCGAUUUUGGUUUAACAAGGUAUGUUCUAGAUGAUGAUUAUACAAGUUCAGGAACAAAAUUUCCAAUCAAGUGGACACCACCCGAAGUACUUCACUACACAAGAUUCAGUAGCAAAUCAGAUGUAUGGGCCUUUGGUAUUCUGAUGUGGGAGGUGUUCUCUGGUGGUAAAAUGCCAUAUCCAACCAUGAGCAACGUUGAGGUUGUAGAUCAAGUCACUCGUCACGGUUACCGUAUGGAAAAACCUGACAGUUGUCCACCCGAUGUCUACCGAUUGAUGAGAAAAUGCUGGCAGGAGAAAGCUGAAGAUCGACCUACAUUUUCUCACAUCCAUCGAAUGUUAGAUCAAGAUAGACAUCUUUUAUAACAUUUUUAAAGGUAUUAUUUGUAUGAUUAAAGUUGGCUUUACAUUUUUCUGUUCACAUUUAUGUGAAUAACAUUUAUAAUAUUCUUUUCAUCAUUAAUUUUCUAUUAUGUUUACAUUUUUGUUUAUGUUAGUUUCUGAGUGUCAUUUUCUGUAGUUCUGUUGAAUUGCUUUUUAUUUAAUUUAUAAUUGCAUGAUUUGUUGAGUUCCUAAUGUAGAUGCUCAUGGUGUGUUUGAUCAUAGCAUAAUUUAUCUACUGCAGAAACGGUGCUUGGGCUAGGCAUAAACAUUUCUGGGAAGAUGACAAAUAUCUUGUAGCAUAUAUCCUCAAGUGUGAAUGAACCUUUCCUGACACGUUCUGAUUGACACUCUUGAAAUGUCCAUUGUCACACAUUUUUAAGUGACAAAUACCUAUGAUCGGCCCAUAUAUGGGCAUUAUACUGUUAUGUGACAUCCAUAUAUGGGCAAAACACAGAACUUGUCACUGAAAAGGUGCUUACAGAAAAAGACAAGAAGUAGAUUGUGACAAUGACAUGGUUAAGAAAUAACGUUGAAAACAUGUGUAUUUAUGGGUAAAAUUGAUUGAUUAAAUGAUAAGUUACUUUGGUUGAAUGAUUGAUUGAUUGGUUAAGAUAGAUGAUCAAGAGGCCAACAGAUAAGUUGUAGAUGUAACACUAGUUUUUUACCUUAGUCUUACCCCAGGCUCACCCAUUUAUCCCCUUCCCCUUGCUUUUCUAACCUUGCACAUACCAUCGCUCUCAUCACAAACUAACACAAUCAAAUUAGAUUGUGUUAGUUCAUGAAAUCAUAAAAGCGCAUCAAAAUCUGUGCAGUUGUCGUUAAGGACUUUUUUGUGUGGUAAAGAAUACAAAAUUGCUUGACAACCAAUAUGCGCUCGUUUUGAAGCGCUACUGUGAUUUCACAAACUAACACUCUCUACUUUGAUUUUGUUAGUUCGUGAUGUGUUCGAGGAUAUCUGUAGUGUGCUUGCAGUGAUUUAGUGAUCAUGUUCAGCUGGAAAUUAAUAGUUACUAUCAUUGUUAUUAACCUUGUACAGAAAUAAAUAUAAAAAAAAUGUUAUUUAGAAAAUUUAAAAUACAACACUGGAGCACAGUGCAUGUUAGUUUUGAAUCACAAUAUUAUAGAUGUUUACUAUGGCUGUGUUUCAUGUAGUACCCUAGCUAGCUUUGCAAAAUUUAUGUGGACUAGUAGCCUGAAAUAUUGGCGGAUCCAGGAUGUUUUCUCCGGGAAGGUGGAGGGAUGGAUAGCUAGUGAAAAUCGAGUACUUAAUUGGUCCUAAGUGGGGUGGGUGGAACUCAGUUGGUCUGAGAGAAAAGUUUUUGUUCGAAAUGCUCACUUUCCAACCUCCUGGGUUCGAACCUUGCCCUUAAAAGAAUUUUUGAAUUGUAAAGAAAUUAAUUUAUACCAAUUUUUUUUUUAAGUAUAUUAACAAAAAAUAAUGUAAUAUUUAUAAAAUAUAAAUAUAAAUUAAUAGGCCUACAUUACAAGAUGAUUGGCAAAACCAUGAUAUGUACAACCCUGUAAGAAUGGCCUCUAUGUUAAGACUCAUGCACAAAGGUAAAUAAGAAUAAAAAAAAUUAUAAUAAUUAUUCGUAAUAAUGGCAAAGUAAUGGACCAAAUAAAUUGUAAUUAAUUCAUGAAAAACAUUUUACAUUACCUAAAUAUGGUCAUGAUGCAUACAACUGUUUUAUUUUAGAGAGCUUAACUGUUAAUGAGAUAUACAGUAUUUGGUCAGUUGUUAAAUUGCAGCUGACAAACCUUCUUUCAUGAGACAUGUGACAGAUAUUAAACAAUCAAUCGAUCAAUUUUGUAACUUGUGAGUUACUCAUUAUUGAAUAAGACUGAACUUGUAAAUAAUUAAACAGCUCCCAUUAAUAAUUGAAAUUAAUAUGAACAAAAUGUAUUAAUGUAAAUUGAGAUUAAAUAUUUUUAUAAUCUAUGAUGAUGAUACCUGUAAUUAUUUUGAUAUGUUUUGUGGAUUUUAUAUCUUCAGUGCUUUAAACAAUAUGCAGAAUAGUUAAUCAAAGAAUAUUACAAGAAUGUAUUAUUACUAAGCUAAAAUAAUGGUAAAUAAACUUUUAAAUAAAUUUUUAUGUUGGUGGUUUUUUUUUUUACGUUCUGAUUUUUGUUGAAAAUGUGGUGGCUUAAAAACCAUUGUUCUAAAUGUCACCACCAUAGCCAAGCUAAACUUUAGGGAUUCAACUUAUAAAUGGCUGAGUGAGAUGCACAUUUAAGAGGAGGUACUUAUUAUAUGAGUCUUUAAGUUACAAUGGGAUCAAUUCAGGAUGAUAUACAGGUUGUUGGUUGGGGGAGAGGAAUCUCCAAGAUGGAUCAGGUAAAAAGGAAUAGUAAAUUAAAUGUAAUUGUCAAAGCUAAUUAUUUGAAUAAUAGAUAUGCAGUUAAUCUCACCUAAGUCGACUUUGCCUAACUCGAAUAAUUUCUAAGUCAGUUUUAUUUUACAUGCCAAAUUGUUGUGUUUUCCAUUAAUUAAUGAUCUGUCGAAUUUUACUUAAGUCGAACAAUUUUUCACUGCUAUUUUGGAUUCGAUAAGUUCAACUGUAAAACAAAGAAAGUUAUAAGAAAUAUUCUGAAUAAGUAUACUGUAUGCUAUGCAAGCAAAGUCUACACCGAGUAGUGUAAGAUGAUGGUGAAACUGUAAAAUGGUGAAUUAUCAGAUACAGUAUGUUACUACUAUAUGUAUUGUAGUUUUACAAUAGUAUUUUAAAAUACUGUACUUGCAUACUUUUAUGAUACACAUAAUUUUAUAAUACAAGUGCAUAAUCAAAUGUGGUAAAUAUAAUGCAUGUUAUUUAUUGAAUAGUGAAUAUUAAAUGAAUGUUAAAUGAAUAUUCAUUGAAUAUUGAAUAUUCAUUGCAUAUUGAAUAAUUGCAAUAAAUAUUAAUUUAAUAUUGAUUAUUCAUCAACUAUUAAGAAUUCAUUUUCUUGGAUAUUCAUUGAAUAUUGAAUUUUUUUUUUUUUUGGCCAAUGAUUUUUUGUAUGGAUUUUAUCUUCAAUCUACCGUGACAUUUUUUCAUGCCAAAUUUAGAUUACUUUUGAUAAAUGCAAAAUAAUUUUGAUAUUAAGAACUCUCAUUUAUGCCUCAGAUACAUUUAUUUUUGUAUAUCUUUUAUAUGACAAAAGUAGAAACAAAUUGGUUUUGUCACAGUGAGUAAUAUAAAUGAAGCUAGGUAAAGUUCUACUAACAAAUUUUAAUUGUGUUAUAACUAUUUUAAAUUAUUCUUUAUGUUCAUUUUUUUAUGUAAAGUGUGAUGGUUAUAUUUGGUUUUUAUAUCUACUUAGCCAUAAGUGCCUGCUAUUGGCAUGUACUGGCGCAAUAUAAGAUUCCAUGUUUUUCAUUUUGUGUAUUUCUCUGAUCAAAACUUUUUAAUGUUUAAUUUUGAUAAGGUGUCAAUAAAUUUCUAUGAAUUUUCA
Molecule: messenger RNA, 5680 nt
Organism: Anneissia japonica
Lineage: Eukaryota; Metazoa; Echinodermata; Crinoidea; Comatulida; Comatulidae
Product: tyrosine-protein kinase Tec-like
Exons: 19
Coding region: 353-2230 (625 amino acids)
Biological process (GO): intracellular signal transduction; peptidyl-tyrosine autophosphorylation
Molecular function (GO): protein binding; non-membrane spanning protein tyrosine kinase activity; ATP binding
Source: RefSeq, a predicted model, not a curated record